AAGGCGCGUGCUCUUCCUGUCUUGAGGAUGGAGCUUCUUCACCCCCGUCUCUGGCCUCUCGAACGAAACGUCUCCAGGUUUUCUCUGUUUUUGUUUGGCAAGCCGAACUUAAGACUGUAGAUGUGAGUCUCCACGAGGACAGCAUCUCACCGGUUUUUUUUUUUUCGCUUCUCGUCUUCACUUCUCCUAGGACCUGGUGUUCUUGUUCUCUUUAAUACUACCAUUCCACGAUGGCUGGCCUCUUGGAUGGUUUGGGCGACGUUUUGGGGGACGUCGGUAGUGGGCUUCUCGGCGACAGUAACGAUAAUGGUAAUGGGGAAACGCAGGCGACAACAUCGGCGGAAAACGCCAGACAGACGCGUGUGGGAACGACGACGGAGGAACCUGCUCCUACUACGGCUUCAAGCGGCCGUCCGAAUUCGAGGCCUCAGCCAAACACUUCAGCGGAUGACAACGCAAACCAAUCGCCAACCACAACAUCAGCGCGAGCGGCAUCAUCGAGCCCUCUCGCGACAAGCCCAACGUCCGCUGCCCAACCGCAGCCCGCUACGACAGAUGCGCCGAACACGAACACACCGCCCCCUCAGACUACUACCGUCGCGCCCAGCUCGAGCUCUGUUGAGAGUCCAAGUGCUGAAACGCCGAGUGCAUCGCCGGAAACCUCGGAGACCACAGAAAAGGUGCCAGAGACCACAGCCAAACCUGAGCCAAGCACGACGUCCUCACCGACGACGUUCUUGCCCACGAUAUCCUUAUCCUCAACGUUGUUGACCACAACGUCGCUAACCCCGACGUCGCAGGUGAGCGCUUCGCCCGCUGUCCCGACGACCCUAGCGACGUCUGUCGUAGCCUCGAACCCCAUCGAGAGCACUCCAGUUCCGGCGCUCGACGUGCCGAGCGAGCUACCCAUCGUCUCGUCGACGUCGUCGCUUCUCGCCACGCAGCUCCUCCAAGAAGGGGCUACUGCCACGGAGAGCCCCAGCGUUGGUCUCAGUACACAGCCGCCGGGGCCGGAGAGCGGGAUGAUUGGGAGCCUGCCGGUGGCGGCCGUAGCCGGCAUCGCCGGCGGCGUGGGCGGGUUAGCCAUCAUCCUCGUGGUUCUCCUGACGCUUCGGCGCGUGUGGCGGAGGAGGCGCAAUGGCAACGAGGAAGCCCUGUCUCGGCUCGAUUCGUACGAUUCCGGUCGGCCGAUGUCGAUCGUGUCGACCGAGAAGUCCGUCCGCUGGAACCGGGGCCUUUCCGAGUUCCACAAGCCUACAGACAACAGCUACAGGGCGUACCGGAUGUAAUAUGCGAGGAGCACCUGAAGAAGGGGACAAGGAGAGACUUUGUCUUGUAGCGGGGCCAAAUUGGCAUUGCAUAUAGGCGUUGACUAGGCAUAUAUUACAGCGAUCUCUCAUUUUAUCACGGCGCGAUGCGUCGUAUCACUGGCUCUUUCAGCCCAGAAACUUAGAUAGGAUGAAAACAGUCUAGUCGUUACUCUAGUAUAUUACCCGCUCCUGUAUU
This is a messenger RNA of Durotheca rogersii, 1506 nucleotides long. RefSeq lists its product as uncharacterized. The record is from RefSeq and is a predicted model, not a curated record. Bases 231 to 1289 code for a protein of 352 amino acids. Lineage: Eukaryota; Fungi; Ascomycota; Sordariomycetes; Xylariales; Xylariaceae. The transcript has a single exon.